This is a messenger RNA of Ambispora gerdemannii, 585 nucleotides long. Lineage: Eukaryota; Fungi; Glomeromycota; Glomeromycetes; Archaeosporales; Ambisporaceae. The record is from the annotation of a GenBank genome assembly.
AUGGCAUUUUUUAUACCUUUUAUAAUAGGAGUUGUUGCUACUUACGCAACUAAAAAAGUCGUUGACAAAGUUGUUGAUUCUAGUAUUCCCAAGAACAGUAGUAAUCCACCUACAAAUACCCAGCUCCAACAACAAGAAAUAUUGAAACCUAUCACCGAUAGAUUGGAUAACUUAGAUAAAGACAUUGCUGAUAAAAUCAAAGAGCAAUUAGGUGACAAACAAAUGACCCCGCGAGAGAAAAAAGAGCAAUUAGAAAAGAUUAAAAACAUGAGCAAGGAAGAAAAAUCGGAGUUAUUGAGUCAACUAAAAAGUGAAAAUUCGGCUGAACAGGAAACAAUAAACAAGGCUCUAAAAGAUAAACUAGACAAGCAGGAUAAGCGGAAUAUUCAAUUAGCUGAGGAGUUAAGAAAAGCCAAAGAAAAUAGUGAUCCCGUACAAGUUGCCAAAAUUACCGCCAUGAUGAAAGAUAAUGAUAAAAAUCAGCAGUCCACUCGUUUAGCACUAAAAAAAAGUGAAGAAGAAGCCAAAAAGCAAGCUAAAUUAAUUGAAGAAUAUUUUAAAUCAGUUGAGCAAGAUAAACCCUGA